This is a messenger RNA of Nelumbo nucifera (sacred lotus), 2482 nucleotides long. Its product is annotated as putative inactive receptor kinase At1g48480. Gene Ontology annotation, molecular function: protein kinase activity; ATP binding; protein binding. Gene Ontology annotation, biological process: protein phosphorylation. The record is from RefSeq and is a predicted model, not a curated record. Lineage: Eukaryota; Viridiplantae; Streptophyta; Magnoliopsida; Proteales; Nelumbonaceae.
CUGAGCGUAAAACAGGAAAGAAAAGUGAAGCAGAGAAGCAGACGAUACAGCUAGGGUUUCUUCUGGGUUUCUCUCUCUCUCUCACGACGAUGUCGAAGUGAUGAAAAGUGGGUUUGGUUUUGCUAAACCGCUAAUGGAGGUUCUUCAGUUAAUUACUUUCUUGUUACUGGUUUUCUUUCCUCUCGGAAAAUCAGAUCUUGCAGCGGAACGGACGGCGCUCAUCGCCCUCCGGUUGGCUGUCGGUGGAAGGUCGCUCUUGUGGAACACGACCGACCAAAGUCCUUGUCGGUGGCAAGGCAUUACUUGCGAGAACAACCGAGUCACCGUCUUGCGUCUUCCUGGCAACGGACUCAUCGGCCAAAUCCCCGUAGGAAUCUUCGGAAAUCUGACGCAGCUUCACACGCUUAGCCUUCGGCUUAAUGCUCUCACCGGUCCAUUGCCGUCCGAUCUAGCCGCAAGUACGGACCUCCGCAAUUUAUAUUUGCAGGGGAACUUUUUCUCCGGCGAGAUUCCGUCGUCCUUGUUCGGACUCAAGAAACUUGUCCGCUUGAACCUUGCUUUGAAUAACUUCUCCGGUGGGAUUUCUCCGUCCUUCAACAAUCUCACCAGGUUGGCGACUCUGUAUCUGCAGAGCAAUAAGUUAACUGGUCCGAUACCGGAGCUGAGCCUAACGAAUCUCGGUCAGUUCAACGUCUCGUUCAAUCAGUUGAAUGGCCCGAUUCCAUCGAGUCUGCAGAAGUUUAAGGCCGACUCAUUCCUUAGCACUUCGCUCUGCGGCUCGCCGCUUUCUCCUUGUCCUAACGAAGCGGUGCCGCCGGCAAGCGGAGGUAGCAGCUCCAACAACAGUAACAGUGGUGGGAAGAAGAAGUUGUCUGGAGGAGCUAUUGCAGGAAUCGCAAUCGGGUCGGUGGUGGCUUUCCUCUUGAUUCUUCUGAUUUUGUUUCUUCUCUGCGGAAAGAAGAGUAGCAGAAAAACGAACGAUAUUGCAACGAUGAAGCAGCUACCUUCGGAAGUUGAAAUUCCGCGGGAGAAACAUAUCAGAGGGGGAGAAAAUGGUAACUCGAAUAGCUCAGAAUAUUCUGGGGCAGCAACAGCAGCUGUGUCUGCAGUUACAACAUCGAAAACGGCAGCAGAUAGUAAGAACAAGAAGCUCAUCUUCUUUGGAAAUGCCGCUAGGGUUUUCGAUCUGGAGGAUCUGUUGAGGGCUUCAGCUGAGGUUUUGGGGAAGGGAACGUUUGGAACGGCGUACAAGGCAAUUUUGGAAGUUGGAACCACCGUGGCUGUUAAGAGAUUGAAGGAUGUGACGAUUUCGGAAAGGGAAUUCAGGGAGAAGAUCGAAGCCGUCGGAUCGAUGAAUCACGAAAACCUAGUCCCCCUUAGAGCUUACUAUUACAGCAGGGAUGAGAAGCUCCUUGUUUAUGAUUUCAUGCCCAAUGGAAGCUUAUCUGCGCUUUUGCAUGGAAACAGAGGAGCAGGUAGGACUCCAUUGAACUGGGAGACCCGCUCUGGCAUUGCCCUUGGAGCUGCUCGUGGUAUUGAAUAUCUCCAUUCACAGGGAUCCACCGUCUCUCAUGGAAACAUCAAGUCAUCCAACAUCCUCCUCACCAAGUCAUAUGAUGCCCGGGUCUCUGAUUUUGGUCUUGCCCAGCUUGUUGGGCCCACUGCAACUCCUAAUCGCGUUGCAGGUUACCGUGCACCAGAGGUGAUAGAUGCCCGUAAGGUCUCGCAGAAGGCUGAUGUCUACAGCUUUGGAGUGCUGCUCUUGGAGCUCUUGACUGGCAAGCCCCCCACCCACGCCAUCUUGAAUGAAGAAGGAGUUGACUUGCCCAGGUGGGUGCAGUCAGUUGUCCGAGAUGAAUGGACAUCAGAGGUGUUCGACCUUGAGCUCCUGAGAUACCAGACGGUGGAAGAAGAGAUGGUUCAGCUCCUACAGCUUGCAAUCGACUGUUGUGCACAAUACCCCGACAAGCGCCCCUCAAUGGCAGAGGUGACCAGGCGGAUUGAAGAUCUUCGACAAUCCAGUCUAGGCCAAUUUCAAGAUUCCCAGGCUGAUGUAGUUGAUGAGGACGGAUCAUCGAGACGAACCAACUCAAUUGACUCGGGUCCAGCACCAUCUUCACUUAUGAUGGAUUGAAGAUGAAUUAUAAUCAUUCAUUUAUGCCCAUUUUUAGUAUGUAAUUUAGUGUUCUUUGGUUGUCUGUUUUAUCAGGUUAUAUAUGGGCUUCAUCUUCUUUCGUUAAGAAUUAAUCAACUGUUCAUUUUUCCCUUUUUCUCCAUUGUAGCUAGGCUUUUUUUUCAUUAAUUUUUACUUUUUAAUCUUAUAUGCCUAUAUGGUCAAGCCUUUAAAUGUUGUUUUCAGUUUUUCCUUUCUUUUUUUUUUGAAGUGUACUGGUUCUUGUUGCUUGGGAGGGGGAAGUUGGACGGUGGUGGCUGUAAUUACUUUUGCUUUUCAAAUCAACUUUUUUAUUUGUUGAUAUUUACA